Messenger RNA from Rotaria sordida, 1413 nucleotides. NCBI's taxonomy places the organism in Eukaryota, Metazoa, Rotifera, Eurotatoria, Philodinida, Philodinidae. The record is from the annotation of a GenBank genome assembly.
AUGAAUAAAAUGGACGAUAAACAGCGAUAUCGUUCAUAUUAUGGAAAUAAAAAUUAUCAUGAUAGACAAUAUGAUGAUGAUAAUAAUAAUCGACAAUAUAAACAUCAUUAUCAAUAUUCAUCAUCUUAUUGUGAUGAUCGAUUACAUAAUAAUAAUAAUAAUAAUAAUAAUAAUCAGAUAAAUUUUUCAAAUCAACAAUAUCAAUAUCAACAAUCAAAUUCAAAUAUGUAUUCAUAUUUUUCUGAUUCAUCACCUUUACCAUUGAUGAAUACAAAAACAAUUAAUUCAUCAACAUUACUUACAGCUAUACCACAUGAACGUGAAUCAUGGAUACGUUCAGUAAAAAAAACAAAAACAAAUGAAAGUACUGAACAAAAAACACAAUAUUUAGAAACAAUGCUUCGUAUGCCACAACAACAACAACAACAACAAAAAUCUUCUAUAAAUUCAUCAACAUUUGAUCGAAUACGUUUUGCUAAUGAUCAGAUAUCAACAACAAUGAAUGCAACAGAUAAUAAUAAUAAUAAUUUUAAUGGAAGUUCAUUUCAUUUCAUUACUGAUACUAAUAAUUAUAAUGAUGUUAGUGCAAUAGAAAGAAUUUUAUUUAAUAAUUCUCUACCAACAACGAAUGACAAAUGUUCAAAUCUACAAUUAUUACCAACACCACCACCAUCCAUCAUCGAUUGUGAACCAACUUUGCGAACAAAUUCAAACAUCUUACCUCACUCAGGUUUUCUUAUUGAUAAUUGUGAUGAAGUCGAAGAAUUAUCAUCACCACUUUCUCCUCCAUCUCGUCUUCCUCUUAUGAUUUCUUCAACAAUUAAAAAAUCAACACAACAAAAUCAAAACGAUCUCAAUGAACAAUGUGUUAUGUUAGUCAAUGAAUUAAAUGUUGCCGAUGUUGAACAAAAAAAAGUAUUAAAACAUCGAAAACGAUUACAGAAAAAAUUUACAAAGAAAAAAAAACAAUCAAAUAAUAAAAUUGAAGAUAAACAAAUAAUUGAAUCUGAAUCAAUUUCAAAUAUUUAUAAUACUAAUCAUGAAGAAUUACCAUCGGAUUGGAUUUUUGAAGCUGAUACAAUAGAAACUAAUCGAAUUUCACAAAUAACAAAUAUGAUAAGAAGAGUAUCAACAAAUAUGACUGAUGAAGAUAAAAUAACUAAAGUUAAUAUAAUAUUAAAAAAAAUAAAAAGACAACAAAAAGAAUUAAGAAAAUUACGAAAAUAUGUUAUAUCAAUGUUAGAUGAAGAACAAAAACAAAAUUCAACUAAUACAAUACGACAAAAUGUAAAUAUUAAUCAAGAUCUACUCAUAUCAUUUCUUAAUCAACCAACUCUGUCUGGUUGUUGGUUAUGCUCAGGGAAAAAAUAUACUGAAGUAGCUACACAAUACAAUAAUAUUGAUCUGUUAUAG